Molecule: messenger RNA, 1359 nt
Organism: Ruditapes philippinarum (Manila clam)
Lineage: Eukaryota; Metazoa; Mollusca; Bivalvia; Venerida; Veneridae
Exons: 6
Coding region: 16-1023 (335 amino acids)
Molecular function (GO): protein binding
Source: RefSeq, a predicted model, not a curated record
UCGAUAGCCAGAUCAAUGACGUCAGACAUAUUACGUCAUAUUCUCAAUGGAUGCGCCCAUAGCAAAAAGUUAACACCGGCAAUCAAUAUGUUUCUAUUAGAAAAAACAGGCUUUAAGUUUAUAGUCUUUAUUUUUUACAUUCAAAACAUUUUAUGUCAAAAUGUGAACGAUGAAUACUUCUUGCAAGAAGGGAGCUUGGGUCACUGCGGACAGAACAUCGUGAAUAAAGCAAGUGUUAUUGUUCGAUCCCAUGUCGGUGCAGGUCUAUUUGGUGGUUUAAAUACCUACCAGGCUGAUCAACAAUGUGCUGUCACGUUUCAAGCGGAAAACGGGCAAAAGAUUCUCGUGCACUUCACAUUCUUUGAAAUGCAGCCCCCAGAGGACAACACGUGCAAAGACAAGAUUAUUAUCACAGAAAUGGGCACAGGGAGUUAUCAAGUCACGGAAUUCUGCAUUAAACAUGAUUAUGUCUCUGUGACAGAGAAAAUAGAAAUAAAGUUCAUAUCGGACGCAGUGCAAGUGAAAAAAGGAUUUGUGGCUACUGUCACAGGUUUUCGCGAGGGGACAUGCACAAAUACGGAAUUCAAGUGCGAUACAAAUAGAUGUAUAUCUAACGACCUGAAAUGCGAUGGUCUUCAACAGUGUAUAGAUGGAUCAGAUGAAAAAAAGGAGCUUGCUCAAUGCUCGUUUUUUGAAAAAGUCAUCGGAGAGGAGACGGCAUUGGGAAACCACACUGUCCUUGCGAUUUCUGUUGUUAUUUGCGGCGUGAUGCUAACCAUAUUUCUCACAGCUAUUUUCUGGAAGGAAAGGCAAUGCUGCAAGUUUUCUUCUGAUGAUCAUGAAGAUGAUGCCAUGGAUAUUCAACCGUCACCUCUCGUAGACGUACGGAAAGGUCGAGCGGCUCCCCCUGGUAAUGUCUCUAGAAAGCAGUCGUCAAAGUCGUCGGUGGAUAAGGUCGAAGAACGUAAUAAGGCGGCGAAAAACACGGAGAAAAGAAAAGCGCAAAACGAUGACGAGUGGUAGAACUACGGCGAUUGGAACUAUUCUGAAUAUACAUAAGACUAACAUUGUGUGUGUGGCAGUUUUAGUCACACACAUGACGAUAUCUAACCGAAUAAGGUGAACUUGGAAAGCUUUGGUUAAUCAUACAUCUGGUUCAUUUCUUACAAAACUUCUUCUUUUUGUAAAUUGUUAGAUAUACCAGGCAAAAUAAUAUGUGUAGAGCCAUGACUUUUACAUAAUAUGUUUUGUACAAUGUAUAUGUUGUUGCAAUGUAAGAAUAAACAUGUGUCGUUUUGUUAAUGUAACUGGAGAUAUGUCUUAAUGAUGUUAUACGUUAAAUACAUGUAACUUAAAUUA